CGAGGCUACGGACAGCAGGAUCGGUUAUCGAUUGUUAAAGAAGUGUCCUGUUCUGUGCCGCCUCGGAUUACAAUAGCGAUAUCCCGGCCCCCGGGUCAGUGUGGGCCCUGAGUGGGAAAGCUCCGGGCGGGGAGCCAGAGGGAGAGAAGAUGGCGGCUGCUCUGCUGCUGGGGCCGGGGAUCCUCCUACUCUGCUUAGUGCUGGAGGCCGCAGCAUCGGACACCUCCUGCCCGGCACCGUGUGUGUGCGAGGGGAGAAUGCUGGACUGCAGCAGGAGGAGACUGGGCCGACUACCCGCAGCUCCCCUGCCACAGGGCAUCACCAGCCUGGAGAUCAGUCACAAUUGGUUAACUCUAUCCAACAGCAGCCUGGUUCCAGAAUUGUAUUCACUUCAAGAAGUAAAAAUGAAUUACAACGAGUUAACAGCAAUUCCUCAUUUAGGGGAACCGACUUCUAACAUAACCGUUCUAUCGCUAGUACACAACAAAAUCACUGAAUUGCAUGGAGAUUUGCUUCAGCAAUAUAUAUCCUUGGAAUCUCUUGACCUGAGUUCAAACCUCCUGACGGAAAUAAAAAGCUCAUAUUUUCCAAGGAUGUCUAUUAAGUAUUUAAACCUGAGUAACAACAGAAUUUCUGCAUUGGAACCUGGAUCUUUUGACAACUUGUCAAAUUCAUUAAUAGUUUUAAAACUGAACAGAAAUAAGAUUAGUGUGAUUCAGCCAAAAAGUUUCAAGCUUCUUCAUUUACAGUAUCUGGAGCUUCGACGUAACCGGAUUAAGGUUGUGGAAAGCUUGACAUUCCAAGGACUGGACUCCCUCAAAUCUUUGAAACUGCAACGUAAUGGCAUAGUCAAACUAAUGGAUGGGGCAUUCUUUGGAUUGGAAAAUAUGGAGCAGCUGGAGUUGGAGCAUAAUAACAUCACUGAUAUUAACAAAGGUUGGCUAUACGGUUUGAGAUCUCUACAGCAGCUUAACAUGACCCAGAAUUCAAUACACAGGAUCAGCCCAGAUGCGUGGGAGUUCUGCCAGAAACUCUUGGAUCUAGACCUGUCUUAUAACCAGCUGAAUCGUUUGGAUGAGAGUGCAUUUGUUGGUCUCAACUCACUGGAAAAACUGAACCUGGGGGACAACAGAAUAAAUCAUAUAGCUGAAGGUGUUUUUAAAGGACUCACAAAUCUCGUGACUUUAGACCUUCGAAACAAUGAGAUUUCAUGGGCAAUUGAAGAUUCUAAUGAAGCCUUUGCUGGACUCUCAAGACUGCAUACUCUCAUCUUGCAAGGGAACAAGAUUAAAUCCAUCACAAAGAAAGCUUUCACUGGCCUGGAUUCACUUCAGCAUCUAGAUGUGAGCAACAAUGGUAUCAUGUCUGUGCAAGAAACUUCCUUUUCUCAUAUUAAACUCCAAGAGCUAAUUCUGAACACAAGCAACUUAUUGUGUGACUGCCAGUUAAAAUGGUUUCCCCAGUGGCUAACUGACGGUGGUUUUCAGCAAUCCGUUAACGUGACCUGUGCACAUCCUGAUUGGCUGGCUGGGCGUCAUCUAUUCGCUGUGGAUUCUGAAGAUUUUAUCUGUGAUAAUUUUCCAAAACCCCAAAUUAAACUGCAUCCUGAAACUACAGUUGCAUUGAGGGCAAUGAAUGUUACUCUAACUUGCUCAGCGGGAAGUAGCAGUGACACCCCAAUGUCUACAGCUUGGAGGAAAGAUGGUGAAAUCCUGUAUGAUGCUGAGGUAGAGAACUUCGCAAGGUACCAGAAACAUGGGGCAGAACUCAUAGAGUACACCACUGUCCUGCAUCUCUUCAAUGUCAACUUUACGGAUGAAGGAAAAUACCAGUGUGUCAUCACCAAUCACUUUGGCUCCAAUUAUUCUACCAAAGCCAAGCUCACUGUAAAUGAAAUGCCAACAUUUCUAAAAACUCCUAUGGAUCUAACAAUUCGCACUGGUGCUAUGGCACGCUUAGAAUGUGCAGCGGAAGGCCACCCACCCCCACAAAUAGCAUGGCAGAAAGAUGGGGGAACAGAUUUUCCUGCAGCCCGAGAACGACGCAUGCAUGUGAUGCCAGAAGAUGAGGUCCUCUUUAUAGUGAAUGUUAAAAUUGAAGACAUGGGGCUGUACAGUUGCACUGCACAAAACGCAGCAGGGAGCAUAUCUGCCAAUGUUACACUUACUGUACUAGAAACACCUUCUUUUGUAAGACCCUUAGAGGACAGAACAGUAGCACGUGGUGAAACUGCAGUGUUACAAUGUAUAGCAGGGGGAAGUCCAGCUCCUCGUCUUAACUGGACCAAAGAUGAUGGGCCACUUUUGGUGACAGAGAGACACUUCUUUGUGGCAGGCAAUCAGCUACUAAUCAUUGUUGAUGCAGGCCCAGAGGAUGCUGGGAAAUACACGUGUAGCAUGUCCAACACGCUUGGCACGGAGAGAGGUCAUAUCAAUCUAUUUGUCCUGUCAUCAACGAACUGCGAAUCUUCCCAAAAUAUCAUUGGUUUUGAAGAAGAUGGUUGGACCACCGUUGGCAUUGUGAUAAUUGUUGUGGUGUGCUGCGUUGUGGGGACAUCCUUGGUCUGGGUGAUUGUUAUAUAUCAUAUGAGAAGAAAAAGUGAGGAUUAUAGCAUAACCAAUACCGAAGACAUGAAUUUGCCUGCAGAUAUUCCCAGCUACUUGUCUUCCCAAGGAACACUCUCUGAGCCACCAGAAGGAUAUAGCAACUCUGAAGCUGGUAGCCACCAACAACUUAUGCCUCCUGCAAGUGGCUGUGGGCACAAAGGAACUGAUGGACUGUAUGUGGAUACUGGCAGUGAAGCAGAUGCAGACAUCUUAAAUGCACCAUACGCACCCAAUGGACAGGCUAGAAUGCCGCAGUUAUAUAAUGGGCGUAGCACUAUCCAUCCCUCAGAGAUGCGUGAAGGGCUUCCAGUGCCAGGUGCUGGUCAAGUGAUGAUAUGUUCCGAUUGUUAUGACAAUGCCAAUAUCUAUUCAAGGACUAGGGAGUUCUGUCCAUAUACAUACAUAACAGAGGAGGAUCCCUUGGACCAAUCAUUAUCCAGCUUCAUGUCACAAAUUCCAAAGGAUCCAUUACCACCUCACGCUCAUCAUGAAGUGCCUGGCCUUCUCACAAACCAUGAAAGAAAGGAUAAUGCAACACACAACCCUUCCUUUCAUUGUUCUACUUGGGGAAUAAAGAAAGAUCCUACACAUUCUCAUUUCUGCCAUCAGCCUGUAGCAGUACAAGAGAAAACAACGCUCCAAAGUGAAGGGCUACCUUCUGUGAAAUCAGGAGAGCUUUCAUUUUCCAGACCAUGUCCAAGGCCAUGUGACCUAGGCUAUGACCUAAGCAGGACUCCUAAUAUAGAUGAUUACAUGGAGACCACCUAAGUCCAUCAACUUAGCAAGAAAAUUCAGGUCACCUGACUUUCUAUUGACUACCUCAGAAUUUAUCCUAAGGCCAAAAAUUGUUCUCAUAUGUUUGUUUACAAACACGUUGAGUGGACCAAGGCAGCAGUUGAUCAAUUGAAAUGCUGAAGAGACCUUGCAAGUACUUCUUGCUUUUUCUCAUGCUUUUGUAUCGGUGAACUAUGGAACGAACCAAUUUACUGUGAGAGAUUUUAGAGUGGGUGAAUACUUGGUCCCCAAGUACUGUGUUUUUCUGGGAAGCUGGAGCCAAAAUGAAAAUAUGACUGAAAGUGUCAUGAUCUAUUUUCUUUCUGUAGGUUCUCAGCGAUAUUCAUCCACCACCGAGGUGAGAAAGUGUUGGUGUAUUUGCUGUGCUGAGAACAAAAUUUGCAGGCUCACAACACUCCAAGAAAUAAAAGAUUGCAUGCAAGCUCAUAACACCAAGUUGUAACCUUUUGCCAAAAUGGUGAUCAUUACAUUUUCCAUUGUGUACUACACUCCCAGCACUUAAAUGGUAGAAAGCAAAGUUAGUAAGUGAAACGUUCCAUGAUCAGAUUGAACUGUGUUAGCUAGUAAUGUAAGAAUUAAAUCCAUCCUAUGAAUUUCUACGACAGUAAUGGCUAACCUCUGGCAUUGAACCUUCUGUUUGUUUCAAGUGGUACACAGACUGGCCACAACCAUUGUAGUGCCUAAGACUAUAAAUCCUUUUUCAUUUAUAUAUAAUUUUGUCUUUUAAUAUAUUUAAAAUCUGAAUGUUGUGCGAACAUUCUUAUUAAAUGUCUUCUGGUGAGGUGUAACUAGAGGAUUAAAUCUUUUGUCACUCUUUCUCUUAAGCCACUACAUUCCUCUUAAACUAAUUACAUUCUCCUAAACUAUGCAAUGUUUUUUUUAACAUUCUUAAAGAUGCACAUUAUGCAUUCAAUAAUUUAUCAACGCUUGCUUUACAGCUUAUGUGUCCCUUCUAUUAGCAGGUCUUGAAGGUCUUUAUAUCUAGACCAUUUAUGUCUUCAUAUUUAUGUAGUCCAUAAUACUAAAACCUUCCCCUUGUAUCCCUUAUUUAUUUUUGUUCAUAUAUACUCAUACUUGACCUAUCUGCAACAUUUUUUUUUUUUCUUCAUGAGCUGCACAACCCAAGAAUUUGUAUUGUAUUUUCCAACAUACUCCAUGGAAGAACCUGUGAGAGAGAAGUGUCUCAUGGAUUUUUUUCAUUGGAGAAUUUGGCUAUUUUGCCAAAAUUGGCAAUUCACAAUAAUGAAUGAAUUCCAAUGAGGGCUUUAAUCUUAUGUUGAUUAUGACGGCAGUGGCUAUAUAAUACUUUUCUAAACUUAUCAAUAUUCUGUAGGCAUCUGACACAAAGAUUCUUGAAUCAGAUAUAAUAUAUCGAGGAAAUUUAGAGACCGAUGACGUUAUUCCCACAGCUCUCUGCAUUUCCAUUUCUAACAUAAAACAUGCAAUUUUGUUUUUGCAGCCAAGCUACUCAAUAUAACGAGAACCGGGAGAUAACUCUAAAAAUGUUGUUUGAAUGAUUUAAAAAGAAAAUACAGCCAUAUAAGAGAACCACAUAAUCGGGUAAAUAAUUACCUAAACAUUAAACUUGUUUUUACAAAAAUUGAAACACAACAAUAGAUUUACAAUUUCCUACAACGUUUUGGAUAAUUGCUGUUUGUAAACAUAAGUUAAUUUAUUACAUUAUGAAUUCAAGUAGACAGAGGAAAUAACCAAGAGAAAUGUCCUCAAAUGGACACUAUAGGAACCCAGACCACUUCAUCUCAUUAAAGUGGUCUGGGUGCAGUGUCCCUGACCCCUUAACCAUGCAAUGUAAAACAUUGCAGGGUUAAGACUGCUUGUGGCAGCUGUCUCCCAGACAGCCACUAAAGGCACUUUCUGACCUUUAACGGAGUUUAUCUCCAUGAAGCAACAUUGGAUGUCCUCAAGCUUGGCAUGAGGACGUCAACCGCCUUGAAAUCUCCCAUAGGAAAGCAUUGAGUCAAUGAAACUAUUAGGAUUACUUUUAAGAGUUUUUAACAGAUGGUUUAAAACACAAAAAAAAAAAUAACACUAGCAUAGUGUAAAAACAACUUGGUCUCCUGGCAUAAGUAAAAAACAUAAACAAAGAAUGGUGCUUGAAGACCAAGUUGGUGUUACAUUGGUCAUUUUGUGUCCUUGAAAUGAAUGGUACGAUGAGUGGAAGGAGUUUAUCUGCUAAUUUGUGUGAAAGAAACCUCUUUAAAGGAAAACUGCAAAUACCUAAAGCAUUUUAGCUUGCUGAGUGUCUUUUUUAUUUUUU
Molecule: messenger RNA, 5679 nt
Organism: Pelobates fuscus (common spadefoot toad)
Lineage: Eukaryota; Metazoa; Chordata; Amphibia; Anura; Pelobatidae
Gene: LRIG2
Product: leucine rich repeats and immunoglobulin like domains 2
Exons: 19
Coding region: 150-3374 (1074 amino acids)
Molecular function (GO): protein binding
Source: RefSeq, a predicted model, not a curated record